This is a messenger RNA of Metopolophium dirhodum (rose-grain aphid), 1406 nucleotides long. RefSeq lists its product as uncharacterized. Bases 21 to 1406 code for a protein of 461 amino acids. The transcript is spliced from 3 exons. Lineage: Eukaryota; Metazoa; Arthropoda; Insecta; Hemiptera; Aphididae. The record is from RefSeq and is a predicted model, not a curated record.
UAGUGUAAUAGUGGUUUAUAAUGGAAAACUUUAAAAUUAUUACGUCUGAACGCGGAAAAGAGCUUGCAUUAUUAAAUAAUGAUAAAUAUUCAUAUGUAAGGACACGCAAAGAUGGAUUAAUGAAAUGGAAAUGUUCCAAUAACAGUUGUAGUGCCAGUUUAUUAACAAAAAUAGACAAAACUUUCCAUUCGUCAAAUGGUAAACAUGUAAAUCAUGCAAGUAAUAACAACGAAAAAAUUGAAAGACAGAUUUUGAGGGAAAAUUGUAAGCGAAAAGCUGAAGAAAAUACAUCGACAAGACCGUUAAAAAUUAUUAGAACAGAGUUAUUAAACAGUGACUUACCAAAUAUUAUGAACAAUGAUAUUACAUCAGUGCGAAAGGCGAUUUAUGAUAAAAAAAGAAAACAGUAUCCAAUUUAUCCUACUUCUUUAAAUGAAGCUAUAUCCCAAUUAAAAAAUAUACAAAAUAAUGAUUUAUGUAUGUUUAAAAGUGAACAAUUUGUUUUUGUUCCUGAAACAAAUGACUUCGUUUGUAUAACAAUUAGCCAAAAUUUAAAUUUUAUAUCGAAACAAACCGAUUUUUUUGGAGACGGUACAUACGAUUUUGCACCAAAAUUUUUCUUACAACUAUAUACAUUACACACAUACGUGAAUGGUUUUUACGUGCCUGUUGUUUAUUUUUUUUUACCAAACAAAACAAAACAAAUUUACAUUAUGAUGUGGAAGUAUCUUUUGCAAAUAUGUCCGGCUCUAAACGUUAAAAAGCUGCAUCUCGACUUCGAAAUUGGUGCUCACGAAGCAGUCAAAGAAAUUUUUCCCAAUGUCAUUAUCGAAACUUGCCGUUUUCAUAUAGCCCAAGCUUGGUGGAGAAAGAUAAACGGAGAAUCAAAGUUGAGAAGUGCAUACAAAGACAACAAUGACGAAUUAGGUCAAUGGCUUAAAUUAUUUUUUGGUUUGCCUUUUCUACUUCCCACUGAUGUCGAUGAUGCGUUUACAAAACUUAUGGCAAUAUGUCCAGACUUAGAAGUUGGGAGUUUAUUUUCAGACUACGUAUUAAACACAUACAUUGAAGAUGAUUCGCUAUUUCCUCCUAUUCUUUGGGCUCAAGUACCGUCAUUAAACCCAAGAACCACCAAUGGAGCAGAAAGUUUUCACAGAACUUAUAAUGGACAAUUUUACAGCACACAUCCUCCUACACAUGCAGUAAUUUCUGUUUUAAAGGAAACCCAAACACAAACCGUGGCAAUAAUCAACUCCAUUGAAAAUAAUAUUACAAAAACCAUGGCCAGAAAAGAUUAUAAUCGUAUUGUUUCAACAAUUAAUUUAUAUAAAGAGUUUGAACAAAAUAAGGACAUUAUAUGGUAUUUAAAAUUAACCGGAAAUAAGUACUUAGGAAAAAAAUAUUGA